AUGGACGAUCAGAUGCUCAUGGAGCUCUUGGCUCUGGGCAUCGAUGCCAAGAUGUCAGUGCUGGCGAAUGACGCCUACGAGAAGAACUGUGGGAUGAUCUUUGAGUAUGGCCACACCGUCUCCCACGCCAUCGAGAAGGCGUAUGGCGAUGGUGUGAUUCCCCAUGGCUUGGGGGUGACCUACGGGAUGCUCUCCAGCUCCUAUGCUGCAGAGAAGAUGGGCAUUAUGUCCAAGGAGGCCCGCUGUGAGCACGACGACCUCUGCUACUUGCUGCUGAGGCGCUGGCCUUUGCCAGAGCCCCGGCCCUCUGCGGAGGUCGUGAUGAGCCUGGCGAUGCGGGACUCCAAGCGCGGCAUCACCUCGGAGGCCGAGGACGAGAUCUCCGACGUGCUGCUUCGAAGUAUGGGGGACAUUGUGCCCACGCCCACCAGCAUGUUGUCCAAGUUCCCGGCGAAGUUCGUAGAGGCGAGUCGAAGUCUUCGAUGGAGUCUUUUUGGAUGGGGCUGA
Messenger RNA from Effrenium voratum, 507 nucleotides. NCBI's taxonomy places the organism in Eukaryota, Dinophyceae, Suessiales, Symbiodiniaceae. The record is from the annotation of a GenBank genome assembly.